Ctenopharyngodon idella (grass carp) is the source of this 729-nucleotide messenger RNA. It is a transcript of the gene prlh2, whose product is annotated as prolactin releasing hormone 2. The transcript has 3 exons. Gene Ontology annotation, molecular function: hormone activity. The record is from RefSeq and is a predicted model, not a curated record. NCBI's taxonomy places the organism in Eukaryota, Metazoa, Chordata, Actinopteri, Cypriniformes, Xenocyprididae. Bases 37 to 531 code for a protein of 164 amino acids.
GCUGAUGUAGUGCGUCAGAACGUGUCUGAUUCACAAAUGGAUGAGUUCUCUCAUCGCUCUUUCACUGUGAUGGGUCCAAGUCAAGGGAUCAAAGCAGUGGAGAUGCUGAUGGGGGAUGAGAGGAGGAGGAGGCGAGGAGGAACGGAGGAAGUGGGAGUGCCCUGUAUCAGACUCAGCAUGCUGCCCGCUGCCUUCACUCGGCCCGUGACUAAGUGCCUGAUUGGCUCGCGCUUGGGGACGGUCGCGUUCUUGCUGCUGCUCAUUCUGUCCGCCACUGAGACCUCUGCACACGGCACCACAGUCGAGCACGACCUCCACAUCGUCCACAACGUCGAUAACAGAAGUCCAGAGAUCGACCCCUUUUGGUAUGUGGGUCGCGGUGUGAGACCCAUCGGACGGUUUGGGAAGAGACAGAGCGGAGGUAGUCUGCAGCCUGUGGUCAAAUCUCUGGAGCUCCUGUUGAACACUCUCAGGAAUAAGGAGAGCUUGCAGAACGCGCUUGCACAAGAGGACUCAGACUGGUUACCGUGAGAUCUACUACCUACAGCGACCAGUUGCCUGUAAUAUUUGAAUGUGUUUUAGUGUGUAUAACUAAUCACAGUUUUAUCAUUCUCUCCAUGGCUGUGUGCCUCUCAAUAUUCAUUUCAAAUAAACUGACUGGCAGGUGAAAAUAUCUGUACAUAUUACAAAUGCAAUCUAUAUUAAUAAAUAAAUGUACAAAUGUAUGUA